CGGAAAGCGACCUUUUAACAUUCGCACAACGUAAACAACAUUAUGAUUGUGACAAGUCAUAUAUAAAGGAACUCUUUACUGCCGAUACCCGACCACGUAGUGUACGUGUUCUUUAUGAAGAUGCCGGUAAAGUGACACCACCUCCACCAUCUUCUACGGCUCAGUCAUCGGCGGCUGGUUCUCCCAUACAAUUUGCAUCCGGUCAUGUUUUAGGUGAUGGCAGUAGUAGUAACGAUGGCAUGCUUGAUAUGACCAAUGCUGGUGGUACAAAUCAUCAUCAUCAUCUGGCUGCUGGCAGCGAUGAUCUGUUGUUGUGUUCAUCGGCAUUUGGUGUAAAUACGAAUCGUAUGAUGCGUACACGUAUUGAUGCUGAAAUUGAAAUAAGAUUGCCCGCCGCCAUUGAAGAUUUGCGCAAAUGGACUUCUUCUGAAGCCCUCGGUGAUGUUACCGUCACACCCGAUUGUAUGCAUCAUGUUGAUACAUCGAUUAGUACAUCGGUGUGUAUUGGUGAUAAUGGCAUUCUAACACCAGCCCUUUCUCCGUCCGUUCUAUCAGCUGAUGCUGUAGAUGCAUUAUAUUCCAUUAAUGUUAGUAACACUAUAGAUAACAGUCAAAUUCCUAAUGAUAUCAAUAAAGAUGUGCCUUUAAAUCAUCGACUGCCCUCACCCGAAGAACAAUGUAAAAUAAUAGCAUUAAGAUAUCCUGCCGAAGUCAUAUCUGUUGAUACAUCCGGUAAACGUUUUCAACGCAUGUGUAUGGCUCGUAAAUCAACCACUGGUGUCUUUACCCACAUGCCCGAUACAAACAAUCUAAACGAAGAUGUACAAACCGUCUCAAGACGUUCUAGAUCGCGCAAGGCUUGUGGCAAACGAAGAAACACUAUAGCCGGCAUAGAUCAAAAGGAAAUACAAGAUGCAGCAAAUGGCGAUUCGACGGCUACUAGUGGCGAGCUUAAAACUGCUUUAGCUUCGACUGAAGAUGGAAAUGGGGAUCAACGCAGUCGCUUGGGAACAACAUCGAAGAAAUUUGGUCGCAGCAAGUCGAGCGAUAUAUUAAAAAAAGAAUCUGUUGCCUUGCCAUAUGAUAAGGGAAAGAAUACGUUGACCCGUCUUAAUUCACUUAAACAAUGGGGCCGCAAUCGUUUCAAGUUUAUGCAGAGAAACAAUAAUGGUGAAUUAACACAACAGCACGCUUCCACACUGUCCACCAUCGACAGCAGUGGUUGUAGCAAUGAUUUAAAUACUUCGGGUACUAGUUCGCAUAAUUCUUCAACGGAGAAAGCAGAAAUAUGUUCAGCUUCGGGUUCGGCUAGUGGAUCAUCGAAUAAGACUUCGUCCACGGCCAAGAUAGGUGAGAAAUCGGGUACAGAUGUCGAUGAGGAUUGUCGGGUACAUGAUUUGAUAACACAGCGCACGAACGAAAGUCGGUUUUCGCAUGAACGAAAACCCUCGUAUUCGUCGUCCGAGAAAUCGAUGAGUGUUAGCAGUUCGGGCCACUUGAGAGGAAAACUUCACUUGAAUUCGGUAUGUGCGAAUGUAAAGCUGAGAGAUACUUCUUCUUUGAAUCGCCAGAGGCGCAUUAAUGGUUUGGGCAGCAAAGAUGACCAACCCCAUUCGAGCAGCGGCAAUUGGAGUGCCAGCUCUGAGUCCGGUCGGGCUUCGAUAGGCAGUGAGAUCACUCUACAGCCCAAAUCGAGUGCUUCGAAUACUUCUUUAAAUGUGUCCAGUUUUCAUAAUGGUUCUGCUCCACCCUCCUCCAUGUUAAGUCGCAGAAGAUUUUUCAAUACCUCCGCUUCGUCGAGUGUAACAAGUGAGGGUACCGCUACUCCGGAUUUGCAAAUAAAUGCCAACAACAUGGAGGGCACUUAUCCUAAUCACUUGGAUGAUGAGACCAGUUCGGCUUAUUCUUGCGAUACUGAAGGCUAUUACACCUCCUUUCAUAUGGAUAGUGGUCUUAGAACUCUGAAAGAAGAAGAAUUCAAUAUGAGCAAUUUCCAGAUUGGAGGUCAACCCUUUAAUGCCUCCUUUGGGCAAUCGCAAUUAUCCUAUAACAAUAAUUCGCAACAAACCCUUAUGGCCGAGAAUGAAUAUGAGUUAUUUGGCAGAGGUUCUACCUCAACCACCACCAGUUCGGCUGGUACAGUUUGCACUACCCUAAUGGCUCACAACAGUGGUGCUGAACAGUCCAGCCUCAACAACAGCUUGGCCAGUUGUGGUCCCGAAGUACCCGAACGUAUAAGUUCUCUUAGACACAGUACAGCUUCAACAUCCACACUCGAGCGCAGCAUAUCCAGCAGUACUAUAGGCAGUACUUUAGAAAGAACUGGUACCAUAAAGAGAAAUGUCAAUGCCUCACUAAAGCUGACCACUUGCUCUGAUGAUUUAAGUGAUAAUAUGCAAAAUAUAGAUACACCCGAAUCCCAAGAAGAAGAAUUUAAUUACAGUGAACAAAUUAAGAAGCGCCAAGCUUUACCUUUGCCCUCAGCCUCAAAUGAAAUUGAAUAUUCGGAAAGUUCAGAUCUGGAGGGUGUAGAACGUAUAGAGCGUAUGAGGCAGAAAACAGCUUUGAACGCCAAACGUAUACCCUCAAUGUGUAUAAUAACGCCCUCUACUAGUGAUGAUGAGAAUCAAGCCCAUGAGGAGCAAAGUAAUGGCCACGAUGACGAAGACGAUGAGCUUAAUAAGACGCUAACAGAAGACAGUUUCAAAGAUUUAACUGACAUUGAAGAGGAUGAAAAGCUUUCUUUACAGGAAGUCGACAAUAAUUUGAAUCAUGUUAAAGCUAACAUGUCGCUAAUGGAUAAACUUAAGGUUGUUUUGCCCAAUAUUAAGAAAUCACCCUCCAAAGCUUUGCCUUCCCAAGAGCUUACUGUUAUCAACGAUGAUGAGCUUUAUGAUAUGGCCGGUGAAUAUGUCUACAUCUCUGCUGAUGUUAGUAAUAAUAACAAGAAAGCUUUACAGUCUGCUCAAAAUAUGCCUAAAGCUUCUGCGAACACCGGCCUGGGUAUUUAUUACUCCAACAAUGUGUUGAAUAGACUGCCAAAACCCACAGAGUAUGUUUCAUUGAAUGAACUGCCAAGAAACAUACAAAAAGCUUAUGCUAAGGAAUCUCAGUCGAUGAGUAGUAAAAGUGAGAAGGGUAGUUUUAAUAGAGAGACACAAUUGCAAGAACAAAGAAAUAAACAGGGCGCAGAAUCGCAAUUUAUUGAGGAAACAAAACAAAGCAAUUUGCCAACAAUGGCAAACACAACAACAACAACAAUGACGAGAGCGGCAGCCGCGUCCAUACCCAUGUAUGCUGAAAUAAAUGAAUUACGUUCAGAAAUUGCAGCAUCUGCUUCAACAAAUGCUCUCAGCUACUUGCAAAACACACCACCAUCGUCUGCAGCCUCUUCGCCGCACGUUUCACCCCAUAAAGGAGCGAGAGUACGUUUGAAUGCACAAGGCAAACCAAUCUAUGAUUCCGAUAGUUUGAAACGACGUAAAGGCGCGCACACAACAUUCGCACCGGGUCCGUACGUUAAACGGCAACAAGAGGACGCUUUAGACGACGACUAUAAGGAAGUUGAAAACGAAAGUAUCGAUACUACAAUACGCAAUACGGCAAGUGAAAGUGUUAAUCCAGCCGCAAAAUUACUUUUACUCAACAAGGGCAAUGCAAAUCCACGAAAAAUUGCCAAUGUCCGGCCCAUAAUAAAUAAAUCGCAUCUCCAAAGACCACUGCCUUCUACACCGGUAGAACUGCAACAGCAACAAUACACUGCCAACGAAAUGUCCGGGUUUUAUAUGACUUCCCAAUAUGCGGUGUACAAUAAAGACACUGGCGGCAGCAACGCCAAUGUCAAUAAUACCAAGCAUUUAAUAGCCAAUGGCACCAAUCCCUAUUUCCAUCAACAGUCUAUGCAUUCUCCAUCAACUAAAUCGACAGCUUCAAGUACUGGCUCCACCAUAUCAUCAACGGCAUCCUCCUCAUUAUCAUCAUCCACAACAACCACUACACAAAGUGGCUCAUCCAAAGAUGACGAAGGUAAGCUUUAUAAACCUCUAAGUAUUAUAACAUCCCCAGACCCCUCUUCCUCCAUCACACUACACCUAGACCAUGUAAAUAAUAAACAAAUUAUUAACAAAACCACCAACGAUUUAAAUAAAAAACUAACAUCAAUGUGUAGCAUGAAUGAGGAAGCUCAAAUAAAUUCUUUAAAUUCAAAUUCAGUGCGAAAUAUGAAAAGUGUUUUAGACAAAGAAAACGAAAGCCAAGAAAGAAAAGUUGAAAAUGAAAAAUCAUUAGAAACAACAUCCGCAUCUAGAACCCCCACCCCCACCCCAACUCUUUCAACUUUUCCACCACCACCACCUUUGCCACCUAGAGAUUUAAAAUACCAAAAUUUCAAACACAAACAAACAGCUGCGAAUAAUGCACUUCCGCCCCAAGUGGAUGUGAAUCCAAGUGACGACGAUAUAGACGACGUAGUUGUUGUUGUAAACGAAUCCCCCUUUGCAACAGCAAUAACAACAACGUCAACGCCAAACAACAAAGAAAAAUCGAUUCAAUAUAACGAUGACCCAAAAACGAAUCUCAAAAAAGCAACGACGAACGACAAAAUAUUAAACUCCCCAAACAAUGCAAAAACGCAUUUACCCACAACAACCACCCUCUCAUGGCCCCACCCAUCAGCUUACUCCCCCUCACUUUCUGCCAACAAGCAUAUGCCUUUGAAGCGUAACAACAGUUAUAGACUAGCAAACGAUGAUUUGAAAUUAGAAAUGAACAAAGAAAAUCACAAUGUCUACAAUGAUUCCCUCACUCCUUCAAUAGCUACACCAAGUCCACAUCAUUUUCAAUCACUGCCUCGCACAAAGGUUAAGAAUAUCAUGCAUAAUGUUCUAGACGAUUCAAGUCAAAAAACCCAUUUAUCUGCCCAACCUACUUUAACUUCAACACCACAAAAUACUGCAGCAACACCGACGUCUGGCAAUCAACAGCCAGCGUCUAGGAAAAUUGCCAAAUCUUUUGAACGUUUAGUAGAUGAGUUCUCUUUGUCCACCAUCUCCAUGGAUUCAUCUUAUUUGCGUAAUAAAUCUUUGGAAAAUUUCGAUGAUUCACCUUCGAUUUUAACACCCAAUUUAACCGAGAAUUCGAAUACAACUUUGAAUGGCAAGAAAUUGGAUGAAGAUGAUGUGGACUCAGAUUCUGACUUGGAUAGUUUAAUAGCACCUUCUAUACCACAAAUAAAAUAUCACAAGUCCUUUAUAGAGGCGGUUUUAAUGAAACCCCUAAAGAUUAUACGACCUACCGAUGAGAAUCGUAAAAGAAUUUUACAAAAGUUUGAGGUUACUGAAAUUUGGUGAGUUUAGAGAGUGGUGAAAAGAGAGAAGGUGAAUUUUAAAAGUAUUUUAUUUGGUAAGUUUAGAGAUUUAUGUUUAUUUAUAAAUUAAUUAGGAAUAUGGGGGGAAUCAAGUUUAUUGAAGAAUAUUACAGAAAAGGAAAGGAAUUUAACUUUAUCGGAUUUAUGCUUUCAAUGGAAAUGGUGUAAAAUUAUCAUUUGCCAAAAGUCAAUCUAAAGCCCCCUUCACACGAGCACACAAGUAAUAUGAUCUGUCAAAAUUUUGUGUAGAAGAGAACGGAUGGGAUCGUCUAAACGCAAUAUGUAAUGAAACCAUCACACUUUGAGAGAAA
Molecule: messenger RNA, 5676 nt
Organism: Lucilia sericata (common green bottle fly)
Lineage: Eukaryota; Metazoa; Arthropoda; Insecta; Diptera; Calliphoridae
Product: serine-rich adhesin for platelets-like
Source: RefSeq, a predicted model, not a curated record